Molecule: messenger RNA, 6723 nt
Organism: Symbiodinium sp. CCMP2592
Lineage: Eukaryota; Dinophyceae; Suessiales; Symbiodiniaceae
Source: the annotation of a GenBank genome assembly
AUGUCUACUGGUUCUGAUCGAAGCUGCUUGACUGGUUUUGGGGAUGAGGCCUCGUUGGCACAAAUCUUUCAGACUUUCCAGGUGGAAGCGCGACAGAGCGCAAUGUUGACAGUCGACAAAGGCAUGGAACUCGGUGGCGACGUGUCAAGCUAUUUCAGGGCGUUCUGUCUGUGCAACCACGAACCGAACGGGAAGAGCAUGGAGCAACUCAGAAGAGAUGAUGCCGAGCUUCGCGGGCUUUUUUUAAGGAUCGGGAACGUCCAUGACAAUGAGGCAAACUUUAAGGCUUGGCAACACAGAGCUUCUUGCUGGAGCUUGGGGGUGACAGAGGUCGAUUUCAUCACCAGGGAGCUGUCACAGGAACAGGUGGAACGUCUGCGGCAUUUGACUGGCAUAUCGGGGUUCGCUUUGGUCAAAGAGAACGACCCGCCGAAGCACCUGGAGGUCAGUGGUUUCAUAUCGCUACUGCGGCGUGGCGGCUGGUUGGUUGAAUGCACAGCAGCUAACCGUGCAAGUGUUGACAAGACCAACAAGAUGUUGCAGCUGCGUCGCCUAGCCCGGAACCGAAGGCUCGGCGAGGGCAUCAUGCUUAUGUUCAACGGUUCGGAUGCCAACCAAGCUCCAGUUGAUUGGUCAAGACUUCCCAGGAGUGCGCUUGUUUUGCACUUCACUCAAGAGGCCAUCCUGAGGUUGCCUGCAACAAUAGCCCGGCAGGAGGCUGAGCUUCAAAGGCGGCAAAGGCAGGAGUCCGAGCGGCAAAGGCAGAAGGCCGAGCGGCAAAGGCAGGAGGCCGAGCGGCAAAGGCAGGAGGCCAAGCGGCAAAGGCAGGAGGCCGAGCAGGAGGCCGAGCGGCAAAGGCAGGAGGCCAAGCGGCAAAGGCGUCGGGCCGAGGUCGCAGAGCGGUUCGGUGACCUCAUCGAUGGCCUGGGCUCGACCAUGUUCGCCGAAUUCGACACGACUGCAUUUGUGAACAUGUCUGCUGCUGACCAAGCUUCCAUGAUGGAGGCCAUGUCGCAACAAGCCAAUGAGUUGAUGCUGGAGAGCGUGGGCGACACCGCCAUCAAGUUCAUCUUGAUCGGCUGCGGCGUAUGCGCUGCAGCCUCCCUGCAGGGCUUCUCUUUCGCUUACUUCGUCGACAGCCAGGUGAAGAAGAUGAGGCCGAUGUACUUCGAUGCAAUGCUCCACCAGGAUGUUGGUUGGUUCGACACCCACAGCCCGGGCGCUCUUGCAGGCGAGAUGACUGCGGAUCUCGAAGCUUUUCACGAAGCCUUUGGGACGAAGCUCGGGGUGUCCAUCAUGUCCUCCUCGGGCCUCAUCACUGGCUUGGCCGUGGGCUUCUUCUUGUCCUGGGAGAUCCCUCUCCUCAUGCUCGCUACGCUGCCCCUGAUGUCUGCCGGCGCUUUCAUCAUGGGGCAGGCCGUUCUGGAUGCCGUGCAAGAAGUUCAAGGGCCCUACGAGAAGGCGGCGGCCCUGGCCGAUGAGAUGCUGUUUGCCAUCCGCACCGUCGUCGCCUUUGGCGGCGAGGCUCGCGAGAUCCGUCGAUAUUCUGAUGCAGUAUCCUCCGCAUCCAAAGGAGGCCUCCGGAACAGAAUCAAGAUGGGCUUCGGCAUGGGCUAUAUUUGGUUCGUCUACUUUGCAGCGAUGGCUUUGGCAUUCUGGUUCGCGAUGACGCUGAUGACUGGUGGAAAGGAGGGGCUCACCUCCGGAAGAGUUAUGGCAGCGUUCACUUGCGUCCUCACGAGUGGCUUCAUGAUCGGUAACAUCGCGCCCGGCUUCGCCAACAUCGCGGCGGCAAAGGUAUCCAUGGCCCGUUUCUUCUGCUUGGUGAACCGCGAGUCGACGAUUCAGAAGAGAGUGCGUGAUGACCGUGAAGUCAUCGGGCCCAUCGAGACGCUUCAGUUGGAGGAUGUGCACUUCGCCUACCCCGCGCGGCCGGAGAUCACGGUGCUGCAUGGCCUCUCUCUCACGAUUCAGAAGGGUAAGAAGGUGGCCGUCGUGGGAGAGUCGGGCAGCGGGAAGAGCACUAUCAUGGCGUUGCUGGAACGCUUCUACGAUCCCUCCGAGGGCAAAGUGCUGGUGAACGAGAAAGAUCUCAGGACCAUCAACAUUCAGUCCUACCGAAAGCAGAUCGGCUACGUUGGCCAGGAGCCCGUCCUCUUCGCCACCAGCGUGCGCGAGAACAUCCUGCAAGGCAGCAGUGGUGCGUCCGAAGAGGACUUCGAGGCAGCUGCCAAGCAGGCGCAGCUGGACUUCGUCCGAGGGCUGCCCAAGGCCUUCGACACCUACGUGGGCUCCGGUGGGUCGCAGUUCUCCGGUGGCCAAAAGCAGCGCAUCGCCAUCGCCCGGGCUCUGCUCAAGAAGCCCUCGCUGCUGUUCCUGGACGAGGCCACGAGUGCCUUGGACAGCCGCUCUGAGAAGAUGAUCCAACGAACCAUUGACAGCCUGGGACAGACGACGGCUGGCAAGAUGACUAUCGUCAGCAUCGCCCAUCGCUUGAGCACAGUGCAGAACUCCGACAUCAUCUUCGUGCUGUCUGGUGGACGAGUUGCCGAGAAAGGCUCGCACAGCGAGUUGACGGCACAGGAGGGUGGCAUCUACCAAGCUCUCGCUGCGGCCCAGGGAGCAGUCCUGGUUCAUCAGGACACGGGCGAUCUGACGGUUGAGGAAGCAGAGGAUGCAGAGGUGAUGGUCCCAAAGAUCAUGGCAGAGCCCUCGAAAGCGGCGAACACGAUGGCGGAGGAGGCUGAAGACAAGGAAGCCAAUCGGAUCAAGGACAUCACGAAGAACUACAAGGUGCCUAUGCGUCGUCUGCUGAGCUUCUCGCGGCCGCAAUGGUGGGCCUUCGCUCCGGGCUUCCUGGGAGCUGUGGUCAGUGGCGCCUGCUUCCCAGUCCUGGGAGCUUUCAUCCUCGUCGAGGCAAUGAUGGCAUUGAUGCAGACUGACAUGGAUGUGAUGAAGAGGCAGGCUGAGCUGUCGGCGAUGUGGUUCCUGCUGCUUGGACUUUGGCUGUACCGUUGUGGAGGCCGCUGCUCCUCGAUCCCCACUUUGUGGCUGGAUCCGGGCCUGGAAGUGCCCGCAGUUUUGUGUAUGAGCUUGAAGCUGGCUACUCUGCUGGUUUUGAGCAUCCUUCUGGGAGAUUCCCCGAGAGCGUCUCACUCGGGAGAGUCGGCGCCGACCGUCCUGCGAACCGGCUUGGCACAGGAAGGCGUGUUGGCCUUCGCUCAGUCCAACGAGCGAUUGCGAGCCUACGAGGACAUCACGCAGGUGAAAAGCACAGCACAGUUUUGUGGACAGUGUGGCGGAGCAUGGUCGUAUUCCCAGCAGUCUUCCCAGCGACCAUGGCAGGGCUGGGACAAUACUGCAUGGGAGCAGCAGCCGGCCCCUUCUUGGGAGCCGUCGGCCCCUACAUCACCUCGUCAGCGUGCGGAUGGCUGGCGAGGCGAUGGAAAGGGAGCUGGAAUCCUACAGAGGCCGCGCGGACGAUCACCGCGCAGCAGAGGCAAGGGCAAAGGGCAGAAAGGAGGCAAGCAUGGAUGGGAAGGAAAGGGCGAUGCCAAGGGCAAGGAGGCCGUGGCGUCAGCGACACUCCCUCAGGCCAGCCAGAAACAGUUGCUGACGGAUGUCCCGGCUGCUCCGACUAUGCCGAAGCCGAACAUGCCAGGCUCGUCAUCGCAGGCCGACAGCGGGGGCGAGAAAUUGCCUCCACAGGUGAUGGACCUUCUCCUUGCCCUGCAGUCCAAGAAGGAAGAGCUGCCACAGGAAGUACGAGCUCUUCUAGAUACCCAGGAGGAAGCAGAUCACAAGCAUGCUGGAAGGCAGUUGCACCGCCUGGUUACUCAGCAGACGCAGGCACGCAAAGAACUCUCCGAGAUCCGAAGGGCACGCAGCUCCUUCGUGCAGGAGUGGUCGGCCUACUUGGUGAAGCUGACGGAGCUGCUACAAAAGCAGCUUGUGACAAAGGACGCGGCCAUGGCAAGCAUGGCGGAGUCGGAGGAGAAGUGGAUCCAGCAGCUGACUACGUCUACGCGGGAGAUCAAGAAGCAAUCUGCCGUGGGCCUGGAGAAAGCAGAGGAAAUCUCCUCCGGGUCAGAGGACAUGGAAGUACAAGAGACGGAAGUCUCCAUCUCUGCAGCGCUGGAUGCACAGAGGCAGGCGGCUAUCGAGAAAAGCCGCCAGCAGGAGGGCCGCUUGAUCGAGGCGCUGAAGUCAGCGUCGGAGGCGGCCGUACAGCAGGAGGACCAAUACCGCGAGCGCACACCGAGGCGAAAGCGGUCGGACGCGUCGCAUGCUGCAGAAGCAGCGGUGGACGCAGCUAUGAAAGGCGGCACCAAGCCAGAAGAGCCGCCCCCUCAUGGGACGAACUAUGUGAGCCGUUGGUGGGGUCCAAUUCUGGCACUCUGCCUUGAAUUCGAAGUCCGAGCACAUGGCCUUCACCUGCCCUGCGGUGAAGCCCUUUUCGACCUCCCGGACUCUCGCGGUGACUACCCCUCGGUGCCCACCGUUGAAUCUUACGCUGAGGACUAUGAUAUGUACAGUGAUGCUGUGGAUCCCUUUUUCCGCAUUGCCACCGGGAGCCUGAUCAAUGCUGCCUACCAAGCAGCAUGCACCGACUACCACACAUCAUGUGUGCCUUCAUCCGAGUUGACCCGAUCCAACGGCCUAUGUGCUCAGGCACAAGGCGCCUGUCUCGCUCCCCUCGUGUGGGUCGAGCCUACCCUUCCCACCACAGUUGCGUACUUUGUCGCCGCACCGGUGCCGGUCGAUCCGCCCAGCGUGCGUGGUGGCGGUUAUGCUGUUCCAAUGGCACAGGCUGGUGUUCUGUCCGAGGCAGACCUGGCCGACCAAGGCCGGCAAUACACCGUCUUUGAAUUUCAACGGCGGCUGCAGCUGAAGAGGCAACACCCUACCACCAGGCAAAUCCAGGCCUCUACCCGUGCAUUGAGUUCCGGCCGGAAGCAACCAGCUGUGGUGCACAGUCCUCUUGUGGACCUCUGCCUCUAUGGUUCCCUGACCACAGCUAGCAAUGCCUUCCAUUUCACGGUCCUCGCUGCAGGACUGCCCUGCCUAACUGAACCUGCACACAGGGACUGGACAGUUGCAGGUUUCUUCCAUGCGGCAGUGAACUCUGUUCCAGCCCUUCCACAAUCAGUUCAACUGCUGACUCAUAGCAUUGCAGGCUUGCCGGAGCCUCAAUUUGUGCUUACAACCGCAGGUGCUCGCGCCGGUGCUGUUCCCAUUGAUUGUCGAGGCAUUGGUGGGCCUGUCACUGUCGUCCAGGCCCCUGCUGGCACAGAUAUAGGGGACCUCUUACAGGACGUCCCGGAGCUUGCCGAGCUCGACUGCAUCCAGGAGCUCCUGCUCCAGAGGGACCUCUUUCUCCAAGAUUCGAGGGGUGGCAUCCAUGUCGCAAUCCCCGACGAGGCAGCAGAUCUGCAAUGGCUACGCCUUGUUAGCCGGAGUGGUACCGGGGGUGUAGGCCAGCCGGCCCUCACCUCGACGUCAACCACCACUACUACCACAGAGAUGCGAGGGGAUGGUCCAACCACGGUGCGGCUCACUGCCACCGGGGCUGGCAUGACACUGACCACAGUGCCCAUUCCGCUCCCGCAAUUUGACCUUGUCGAGGAACUGACCACCCUCAUUGCUGCAAUGGCUCGAGCAGGCAGGCUUCCGACCGACGCGCAUGUGCUCAUGGCAGCGGCUUGGCCUCUGCCAACCGGCGAUCGCCAUUUCAAUGUGCCAAUCCUGAUUUACCAGCCAGGUGAGCAUCAGCAUGUAGUUUUCGACCCCUCUUUCGAUGGGUCGCAAAUACACAGCAUGAUAGUCCAGGAGGGCACCUUGCCAGAACAGGUUCUCUCUCACAACCAAGAGAGCCUCGGCUACGCGGCCUGGGUGAAUGGCGCGCCGCAAUCAGCCGUUAGGCGGCACCUGCGCACAGGAGAUUUUGUUCAAAUGCACCCAGGCAAUGAGCGCGUUCGCUAUCCUGUUGGCCAUCCGGCGCAGCUCAUUGGACAUGUCAACCGCCUGCGGUGCCUCAGUGCGCCACUCCGGGUUCCGGCCUUUAACACACUUGCUAUACGCGCAGCGCAUCCUGGAGCCAAUGCGGCGGCGCGCCAAGUACUGCUUAACGGCCUGGAUAGGGCGCUCCGUGCGCGCAUCGAAAUUCUUGGACUCCCAGCCCGCACCAGGCAGAGCGUUGUUCUUCUGGAGCCAGCACGGGCCCCGCAUAUGUUGUGGCUUGAUCUGCUGUCCUGUCCCACUGUUGAAGAGGCGGAGCCACACAUCCGUGCGCUGGGCAUCAUACCGGCUGAUGCGCGCGUACUUGACUCCAGGAUUGAGACCCUUGCAGCGCAAGUGUUUGUCAUAGCCACGAGGGAAAUAAGGGGUAUGACUUACACUGUGCCCAACCCGAUCUACUUCGGAGCUCAUACCUUGUUGCAUCUACCCGCGGAUGUACGGCCCCCCUUCCAUCUUCUUCCGGUAUAUCUCACCGUGGUGCCCCCUUCCGAGGGAUGGAUUGAUGGUGCAGGUCUUCUUGUCGCCCGGCCGAUUUCCCGACCUGUGUCUCCUGCACUGCGUCAGCGCACUGAAAACCUUCCACCGCCUGUUGCCUCUCCACUGCCGCUGGGAGGUCUGCUGCAGCUUCCCCCGCGGUCAUUUCCAGACAGGCGGCGAACCAGACAGAAGUCGCACCUCAGAACGUUCCAGCUGCCAUUCCAAUGA